AUGCAGUCCGCAUUGCACUCAGUCCUCGGGCCCAAAGAACCGGAAGUCCAAGACCUUUCCGGCCGAGUUGCUGUGGUUACUGGCGGUGCAAUGGGCAUCGGCUUCGAAAUAUCCCAAAUCCUCGCUUUGCAUGGAGCCCACGUUAUUAUGGUUAAUCGCAAAGAAGAGCAAGGACAAGAAGCGAUUAAGAAGAUCAAAGAAGAAGUCGGAGAGAAAGCCAAAAUUGAAUGGACCUCGUGCGACAUGGGGAACCUGGCGCAAGUGAGGGAUGUCUGCACCGGUAUUCACAAGCGUAUGGAACGGCUGGACUUGCUCAUCUUGUCUGCCGGUAUCAAUGUCAACCAAUACGGCGAGACUUCAGAUGGAAUAGACCGCCACUUCCAAGUCAACUGGCUUGGUCAGUUUUACGUUGUUAACCUCCUUUGGCCUCUCCUCCGCCGGACCUCCAAGCUACCCAACACACCGGCCCCACGAGUUGUUUUUGAAGCAUCCAAACAGCACAUGAUGGCGCCGAAUGUCGUCCAAUUUGGUUCCUUGGACGAGAUCAACAACCCAGAAAUCGGUAACCUGGAAGUCUACGGUCGCACAAAGUUGGCCAUCAUUCUCGGCGUCAAGUACGGCUUGGUUGAACGGGUUAUAAAGCCUAACAACGACAACAUCUAUGCCCUCUCAGUCCAUCCUGGUGCUGUCAAUACGGCCAUGCAGCAGCAAUGGAAAGACGCGUAUCCAGGGUUGCUGGGAAAAUUGCUCACAAGCGCAAUGCUUUUCGCUGGCAGAGACAUCGAACAAGGUUCCUAUAGUGCAUUGUACGCUGCAACAAGUCCCGAGGUUAUAGAAAAAGGAUGGAACGGCUAUUACCUUGAUGAUCCGGCUCAGCCGGGAGCAGUAUCAUCGCAAGCUCAGGACCCAGCUCUCGGCGCCGCGCUCUGGGACCUUAGCCACCGAAUCAUCACCGACAAACUUGGGAAAGACGCCAUUACUCCAUGGGAUUCUGAGAGCAAAGCUUCGAAAGCUGAGUAA
Molecule: messenger RNA, 1020 nt
Organism: Aplosporella prunicola CBS 121167
Lineage: Eukaryota; Fungi; Ascomycota; Dothideomycetes; Botryosphaeriales; Aplosporellaceae
Exons: 6
Coding region: 1-1020 (339 amino acids)
Source: RefSeq, a predicted model, not a curated record